Messenger RNA from Hyaena hyaena (striped hyena), 581 nucleotides. RefSeq names its product procathepsin L-like. The transcript has 5 exons. Bases 100 to 510 code for a protein of 136 amino acids. The record is from RefSeq and is a predicted model, not a curated record. NCBI's taxonomy places the organism in Eukaryota, Metazoa, Chordata, Mammalia, Carnivora, Hyaenidae.
UAAAUGGGAGGCAUAGGACCCACUAUCAGGCUGUGAGACCUUCGGAUCCGAGUCUGUGAUUGUGUCUGUCCAGUGGUACCUGCCACAGGUUUCUGAAACAUGCAUCCCUUACUCUUCCUGGCUGCCUUUUGCCUGGCAAUAGCCUCAGCUGCUCCACAUGGCGAUCCAAAUUUAGAUGCACGGUGGUCUCAGUGGAAAGCUGCACAUGGGAAAAUAUAUAAUGAGGAUGAUGAAGGAUGGAGGAAAUCAGUGUGGGAGACGAAUAUGUGGCUGAUUGAACAGUACAAUCAGAAAUACAAUCAAGACAAACAAGGCUUCACGGUGGCAAUGAAUGAGUUUGCUGACAUGCAGACCGAUGAAGAGUUCAGGAACACAAUGAAUGGUCUUAAAAUCCAGAAGGGCAAGAAUGGGAAAAUGUUUCAUAUACCUUUGUUUGCUAGUACCUCUGUACCUGUGGACAAGAGACAGACAACUGGUGGAAAAAAACAAGGAACAUUUGAUGUCGAGUGAAAGUGGCAUUGAAGAGUAAAGAACACGUGAGUUAUCACAAAUUAAAUAAAAAAAGAAGGAAGCAAAGUGUA